This is a messenger RNA of Plasmopara halstedii, 405 nucleotides long. RefSeq names its product reverse transcriptase. The transcript has a single exon. The record is from RefSeq and is a predicted model, not a curated record. Bases 1 to 405 code for a protein of 134 amino acids. Lineage: Eukaryota; Oomycota; Peronosporomycetes; Peronosporales; Peronosporaceae.
AUGACGGGGAAGGAAGAUGGCGACGUCCGCCUCGUGGCUAUGCCUGCAGUAGAUGCUCUUCUUGAGCUGGACGAGAUGCCCUUUGAAGAGAUCGGCAGCGCUUUAAAGACAGGCGAUUUGGCCGAAGUGGUCAUUGUACGACUGGACGAGGAGAUAAACCCGUCAUCGUUUCUGGAUGAAGCUGUCUUAGAGGACACCAAGAGAGUGUUGAACGCACGACGUGGAUCGUCGAUCCAACGGAAUCCCUUGCAUCUGUACUAUCCUUUGGUAAAGGAAUUUCAAGACGUCAUCUCCAAAGACCCGCCUUCGGUCCCACCCCUGGACCGAGGUGUGCGUCAUGAGAUUGACUUGGUUCCGGGAACCAAAUACUGUGUAACACGCCAAUGGCCCCUGCCUAAGGGGUAG